UCUCUCUCUCUCUCUCUCUCUCUCUCUAACCCUAAUUCUCUCUUUGUGUCUGCGUGUGUUCGCCAUGUCGACUCCGAGAUCCGCCGAGCCGGAGGGCUCGAAGACCCGGCUCUACAACCCGUACCAGGACCUGCAAGUCCCGAUUAAGAACCUCUACAACCUCCCCACCUCCCCGGAGUACCUCUUCCACGAGGAAGCCCUCAAGCCCCACCGCUCCUGGGGCGAGAACCUCCAGUUCUACACCGGGUCCGGCUACCUCGGCGGGGCCAUCGCCGGCGGCGCCAAGGGCACCCUCGACGGGAUCAGGUCCGCCGAGCCCGGCGACACCCUCAAGCUCCGCGUCAACCGCGUCCUGAACUCCGGGGGUCAGAUGGGUCGGCGGCUCGGGAACUCGCUCGGGGUCGUCGGGUUGAUAUUCGCCGGGUUGGAGAGCGGGUUGCUUCACUGGAGAGGGACCGACGACAUGUUGAAUAGCGUCGCUGCUGGGUUAGGCACGGGUGCGCUUUUUAAGGCAGCAGCAGGGCCCAGAUCGGCAGCAAUUGCUGGGGCGAUCGGAGGGAUUGCAGCGGUUGCGGCAGUUGCUGGGAAGCAGGCUAUGAAAAGAUAUGUGCCAAUAUGAGACCUGCCAAUAUGAUUAAGUCUCAUUCCUUGGGAAGGUGCAUUUCUGGCAAUAUCGAAGAGCUUGUGGAAGUUGUGUCCUUAGAAUUUACUCUUUUUCGCCCUUUUUCGCCCUUUUUCAAAGGCUUAUUGUAAGGAAGGCGAGUUUCUGGCAAUAUUAAGGAACUUGCAGCUGAACUGGAUAAAUCAUACGGAUCUUCAGAAUUUGCUUUCUUAAAGAUGUGUAAAGAGCUUGUGAUGAUCCAUCCGUAGAAAGCUUCUUAGUUUCUCUCAUUUUUGUAUAAAUUCUCAAAUGUGCACUGUAAUUUGGUCCAUGUUACACGGUACAUCAUGGGGUUCUACCAAAUCAUAAUUUACUGCCGUCGUCACUCAUUCA
Molecule: messenger RNA, 994 nt
Organism: Rhodamnia argentea
Lineage: Eukaryota; Viridiplantae; Streptophyta; Magnoliopsida; Myrtales; Myrtaceae
Product: mitochondrial import inner membrane translocase subunit TIM23-1
Exons: 4
Coding region: 65-619 (184 amino acids)
Biological process (GO): protein import into mitochondrial matrix
Cellular component (GO): mitochondrial inner membrane; TIM23 mitochondrial import inner membrane translocase complex
Molecular function (GO): transmembrane protein transporter activity
Source: RefSeq, a predicted model, not a curated record